UAAAAUAUUCAAAGAAUGAUUCCUUUUACUCUAAUUUAUAUAAUUUUUAGCAAUUGUACGAUUUAAUAUUUGAAUAUGAAUAAGCAAACCACACGUGCACCCCCGUCAUAUGUCAUUUGAAUUUAUUGAACUGAAUAUUACAAAAUCGAUACGUAGUGUUAUUACAAGUGGAGACAAAGAAUAAUGUAAAUAUGGGUGAUGGAUUAACGUGAAUGCAGUCGAAUAGCGUAUGACUACUGAAAACUCGUCUGAAUUGACUGUUACAGUGUCGGAACAUCUCGUCAAUUGCAAGACAACACAAAAUAAUUUUAGUUGGAUUUAUCCAAAGUUUAGUUUUCACAAUGUAUGACAUAAGGCUUGAAAAUGCAUGAAAAGGGAUAGAUAAGAUAUGGGAAUUAAAAAUACCCACUGUACGUAAAGUGCUGAUUGAAAAUGAGCUUGAUUUAGGUAAUCACAUUAAUUUGAAAAAUGCAGAACAUCAAAGGGAAUUUGGAAGGUAAAUUAUUUUAGAUAAGUUAGCUUUGCGUUAAAAGUGCAUAAAAAAUCUUCCUGCUCAAUUUUAUCGUGGAGCAUAACCAAACUAGAGGGCUAAAUAAAGAGAACGACUAUAUCCGAGAUACCAGACAAAAGUAUAGCUAGUGUUCCAAAUCCAGUAAAUCUCUAUUAGCGCUUUCCCAAUAAGAACCUAAAAAACGAAGUAAAUGGCGGAUGCGAGAACCAGACUAUAUUGUGAUGAAGAAACACAAGAACACCACUCCAUUGAACUAAGGAAGCCGUCAAUUAUUUCCCAUUUGACAUGUAUAGGUGCCCUCUUUGUUCACGGAAAAAUAACCAUAUUGAAGAAGAUUCGAAAUAUAGAUACUGUAGACGUACUUUUGGCCGCGUGGUAUUAAUUUACACUAUGAACGCGGGCACACAUUUUCCGCGGAAUUUUUUCCCAGUGUACUUAAAGUGCAUUUUGGAAUGAAAUUUUAAAAUUGCAUUACAUGAAUAAGGAUAAUUGGAAGUUACUACAUUCUAUACAUGUAACACUUGCAUAUACGUAUAUCGUUUUUAUCUAUGCAAACUGUCAAACAAAUUUGUAUUGAGAAUUCACUUAAUCAAUAAUUUAAUCUCCUAAAGAUUUGAAUUUUCUGUAAAUUUACUUGCAUGGAAUUUAAACUUCUCCCAGCUUGAGAUAACAGCACGUGUCAGACGACAAAUAGCCCCAAGCGGGUGUGUCUUUCAAUGACCCAAUUAACUACACGCUAAGACCCGUGUUUUUACUGCAAUGUUUAGAUCCCUUUGUGUUGUGACUUUUAAGUGAUAAAACUGAUCAACUCAUAAUUUAAACUACAUGUGAACCCAUAAAUUGACAGUUACUAUUAAUUGAAGAUGUGGUGUUUCACAAGACGAUUUUAGCCAGCGUCAAGAUGUUACUACCGACCAGUGCACAACCGAUAAUUACUGUUCACAGUGUGAACAGUUCUUACAAUUUAAGUCCAAAGUUGGACAAAUUCUAGGUAAUGAAAAUCGCUCAGAACCAAAUUUAAUAUCUAUUCAAAUGAUUUUUUUUCAUUCAAAUAAUCCGCGUAAAUUUUUACCCGCAGAUUAAAUUGAUAUUGUGAUUCCGCGGAAUUAUGACCCCGUGGAAAAAAAUACGUCUACAGUAUUUAUGGUGGAAAACUCCUGGCAUCUUUGAUACAUUGGGAAGUGCUCGGGACAUACUUUUCCAGUUUUAAGAGAUUUUUGUAUCGUCUUCUAACCUGACAUGAAUGAGGAUUAGUUUAAAAGGAGAAAACUAUAGUAUUAUUGAAGUUUAGGCAUAAAGAUAUUUUUAAAUAUUUCAAAAUGUGAAGCAAAAAGUCACGGAAUCGGUAAUCUGGUACAGAUCGAGUAUAUUGUAGGAAUAUGUCAUGCUUUGUCGAUGUUAAGACAAAACGUUGAUGUGAACUAUGAAAUAUAUUUUAACAUUUGUGUGAUAGUGGAUAGGGUAAGAGGGUACUCUCACACAGGAAACGAGUUGUUUCUUCUAAAACUUUAUAUCUACAUGUAUUGAACUUAAUUAAUAAUUGCCAAUUUCAAAUGGAUAUUGGAUGGUAUCAAUUACUUCCGUUUCGUUAACAUGUGCAAAGAUUUAGCAAUAAUCUCAAAUAUCUGAAAAAAAAUUUUCACAGGAGUCAUUCGGAAUACCCAAAAUGACUAGUUUGAAAACUUUAAAAAAGAAAGAAAUGCUUAAUGUGAUACUGCAAUGUCUUUGAGAAUUUAAAACAUUUGGAUUGGAAAAAAACAUUUAAAACCUUUGGAUUGGAAAAAACAACUCCUUUACACAGGCAUGCAGUUCUAACUCAGAGUUUAACAUCUCAUCUUGUCUGGCAAUAUUGAAACAUAUGCACGUUUAUCAACUGAAACGGAAUGGAUUUUCCAAAAGACCUAACAUAUUCAGUUACGCAUGGAACAACUAGCCAAACAUAUGGGCCUCCUCAAUAGAUAUUUAAAUGUCUUCGCAAAGCCAUGGUCUCAUUUCAUGGGAACAUUUAGACAACAUGAAUCAACAGCACAUUCAAGACACGCACCGAAGAGUCUCUGGGAAUUCUGCUGGUUCUGACGGGUCGAACAAUUCGGGUUCAUCGUACAGCAGUUUUCAGGGUGUUCAAGAACCUGAAAUAGAUUAUGAAGACGAUACUAACGAGAAUGAGGCACCUGGAAUUCCACAAUCCACAGACUGGUACAUUCCCCGAGGAUAUCGCUUAAACCACAGAACCUUUCGAGAACAACCGAUACCACCAUUAUCGCCCUUAGAUCAACAACAGCCAAAUGUUAGAGGGACUGUUGGAGUCAUAUCACAGUACAAUAGACGAGGACAGUGUGUCUUCUAUGACAAUGCACGGAAUGUACCUGGAAUAGGAGGUUUUCGUUCAUCUAACAUAUCCAGGGGCUCCGACAGCACAAAUUCAUCGAGUUAUGAACAAGUCCAGAGUGCACAAAGUUCACCCAGAUACACAGAGGCAACACCUGAUGGCAAUCAUAGAGCUACGGAAACUGAUCAGUCCAUCCAAAAACAUAAAGGUUGUUCCAUAAAGAAAAUUUGCAAGUGCGUCGUCUGGACCGCUAUUUUUCUUGGUAUUUCUUUCGGAGUUGCGCUUUCCACUCUUAAUAAUGUAAACACCAGUGAUUUGGAGAGACAGAUGUUACAGGGUAAUGAUGAAAUUAACAAGACACUCGCCCGCUCAUUGAAGAUGGUUGAUAAUUCAUUAAAAGAAGUAAUAGUGUCUGCAAGAAAUGGUUCACAAACAGUUAGUAAUGAAUCAAGUUCUCAUAGUAAUAAAACUGAAGCGCAAAUACGUGAUAUGAAAACAAUGUUGUUGACGUUAUUUGAAGAACUUGAAAGAAACAUCACAUCUUAUUGGAAUAGCCAAGUAAAAAGAGGUGGUGGAUCUGGAUUAGGAUCUGGAACAGAUUCAGGAGGACAUUGCUACAACAGUACAACUAACGGCUGUAUAGAUCAGUGCUAUAACAUUUGUGAUGGGGACUACCAGUCCUGUUGGACUUGUAAAGGUUACAUCACUUGCGCAAAUCGGAUAUUACAUCAACGAAACUGUUCAGAUAGCCACCUCGUUUGGGACGAUCAUACUAAAAGAUGUGAAAGUGUAAGCAAUACUUGUCCAUAGGAAUAAACAUAAUUGAACUUGUAUACAUGUAUUAAAAUAAUGAAAAAAUUAGAGGAGCAUUUAACUUAAUGGCUUGUGUCGAUUUUAUAAAGGGAAAAUAUUCUCAGCAACAUCUGUUACAGUAUCUUAAUGCUGUUAACAUUUCAUAGAUAUCUCUUUUGGCAUCUAUUAUCUUUUAGUUUAAUCACAGCUUUUAGUACCGCUGAUUGGAAACAAAGAAUUGUGCAAGAUUCGACUGUAGUCCGCUUUUUCACUUUCCAGAUAAUUCAAUGACCCAAGCAAGUGUUGCAUGCUGUGCAAUGAUUAUUUUACAUUAUUACAGUGACAAUCAAAAUCAAUGUGAUACUCAGUCGGUUUAAGUAUUUGUUUUAAUACUGUAAGGAAAUGACGUUAAGUACUCAGUAAUGUGUGUGUAUGUGUUUGUAUGUGUUUGCACCUAUUGAAUGUACAAUGUAAAGCUAUAAAUACUACAUUUAACACUUUUUACAGAAAAACAGCAUUGGGAAUUAGAUGCAUGACAGCAAGUUUGUUUGCAAAAUUGGUAAAAAAAAUUAUUUUGACAUUGACAAAAAAUUAAUUCAUAAAAUGUUUAUCAAAGAUAAAAUGUUAACAAUAUUAAUUAACAUAUAGACUACCAUUUUCAUACUUAAUUAGAGACUAUAUAAAUUACAACCCCUCGACUGUGGUGUUGUUUCUUUUUCGAUCGGAAUGCGUUAGCUUAAUAUGCCAAGCAAAAUUUUGCGUCGACUGCUUGUUUUCAUACUGAAAAGGCAUAGAACCUUACGCGAUCAGUUUAUAAUAUUUUUAAAUGGAUAAAAGUUCUAAAUAACCUUGCAUGUACUCAUAUCCAAUUUCAAAUGUUAUAACGUUUCUCAACGAAAAUUUCAACACAGUUUCUCAAUCUUUAUACAAAUGGGUAAUCAGAAAAUUCAAUUAUUUAAGAAAAUAUGUACACGAUUGCAUGUACAUCUUCAUAUUUUUCACUUAUUCAGUUAAUUAAAUCUAAUUUUAAAGUAAGUUGAGGUUAAUUGUUAAUCGGUUAUAAUUUUGUUAUUGUUGCUCAUUGUUUGUGAAGGAGUUUUGUCUCUUGAUUUUUAUCAUAAGAAAAUAUAUUAGUUUUAAUCAUUAUACAUGUAUGUAAUGUGUGUAAUGAGGCAAACAAAAUAUUUAGUACUUGAUCCUUCAUUUUAUAUGUACUGUUCCAUUCAUCUGUCUUUUUGUACGUGUCUAUUCAGCUCAUCAUGAUUCAUAGCUAUUCUAGUUAUGACAAUUGUGCUCACAUUAUUGUGUAUACUUAUAGUUUUUUCGUUUUCAGGUGCAUACAUUUAAAAUGUAUUGUUUAAGUUAUUGUGAUGUAUGUUUAUGAUUGUUAUUAUCUUACAUCAGAUGUAAGUAAAAGUAAAAUUAGUAAAAAGUAAAACAAUGCUGCUACCGUUGUCACUGCGUUUGUACUGUUGUCAAAUUGAUAACCUAAGUAAAAAUGCAACUUUAAAUUCAACAAAUCUAAAAUAAAAUUUAUUCAAAUUCAGUUAAAUAGAUAUUUGUAAACUCUGGCCCAGUAGUUUAAAUGUCCUAAUUUACAUAUGGAAAUGAUUAUUUGUUUUCUUUGUUUGCUUAUAUAAUUUAUCUCACAUAUCUUGAAGUUCUUGUUUAAACUUCUAUAAUUGUAAAGCAAUUAUUAAUGUUUUAAUCUGUUUGCAUUUGAUCUAGGAAAUAUUUGUAUUAUUCAUUUAAACCUUUUAUGAUAAAUCGGGUUUUUUGGUGUGUUUCUUUAAACGAUAUGUUAUACCAAUAUUAAUGACGUAAUUUGUAUUUAGAGAACAAGAUAUAUUUAAAUUCGAAUUUGAUUCAGCAUAAGAUAAACAACCCAGAUUAAAGUAGAUUAAAACGGACGUUGAAUUUGAAUUUUGAUGCAGUGUGUAUGAAAUGUUAAAUAUCUGUUUUUGACUCAAAUUCUUAUUGUUUUUAUCAAAUAAUAUAUACAUGGGCUUUUCAUGAACCCUUCUGCAUUACAUUAUUCGGCUUGGACCUUUCUUUUACUUUAUCAAAAUUUUCUUUUAUAUUUGUCAACAAAAUAUGAUUGGGCCGACGAAGUUUAAUCCUCAAAAUAAAAUAUUUUGAUAGAAAUAUCCAAUCAUCGUUAGAAAAUGUAGGUAACUGGGUUAACCAGAAAGGUUCUUGUCUAUUCAUUAUUCUUUGUAAUUCUCUGAAAUAGUGCGUAAGCAGGGGAAUUCCCGUUUAAAACCAGGAACUUCAGAAAAUGCAUUUCAUUUUAAUGCAUGGUUUUUAAAACAAGUUUCGGUAUUUAAAAGCAAUAACCUAUAGGCUGUUUAAUAUUAAGUGUUACAUAUUUUUUUUUAUAUUUUGUAUAACUUUCCGAAGAGCCGGGAUGGCUAAAAGCGCUGAGAGUAAACAGUUCAAUCAUUUCAUUUGGAGUGCCGCAUUUCGUAUUAUUUAUUGAAGUAUUAUUUGUUAUACAUAGACUUAAAGGUAUAUGUGGCGUAUUUGGAGUAAAAUUUUUGACAUGAGUUUAAGUAAAAAUAAACAUUAUGCUUCUUAUAAUUAGACGUUUCACAAAUUCUAGGCCCAUAAAUCAUGUUCUCUCUUUAGUUAUUUGUCUCUAAACUUUGCUACAUGUCUGAUGAAUAUUAAUGUGAUCGGCCAUUUGUAACGCCUUUGUGCAUGAGUGCAGAAAAAACUAAUAUUGAAAACACGAUGGAAGAACAGUUUGUUUACAAAUU
This is a messenger RNA of Magallana angulata, 6391 nucleotides long. RefSeq lists its product as uncharacterized. Bases 2478 to 3650 code for a protein of 390 amino acids. The transcript has 14 exons. The record is from RefSeq and is a predicted model, not a curated record. Lineage: Eukaryota; Metazoa; Mollusca; Bivalvia; Ostreida; Ostreidae.